Molecule: messenger RNA, 2622 nt
Organism: Epithele typhae
Lineage: Eukaryota; Fungi; Basidiomycota; Agaricomycetes; Polyporales; Epitheliaceae
Exons: 7
Coding region: 1-2622 (873 amino acids)
Biological process (GO): regulation of transcription by RNA polymerase II
Molecular function (GO): RNA polymerase II cis-regulatory region sequence-specific DNA binding; DNA-binding transcription factor activity, RNA polymerase II-specific
Source: RefSeq, a predicted model, not a curated record
AUGGCCGCCGUCAACCUCCAGAUGAUGUCUGCCAACGUCCCCUUCGACUUCCUCCCCCAGGCCCACCUCCACUCGCGCUCAAACUCGGUCUCCUCCUCCUCCUCGCACUCCCCCGGCUCUCGCCCUCAGUCUUCCCAGGGUAGUGGCGGCGUCCUGCGCAACGCGCCCAUUCUCCCACCCACGGCGGAAGACCUCUAUCGCGCUUCUUUCCAUACCACCAACUCCUUCGACCACGCCCGCCACACCUCCGACGCAUCCCUCUCUUCUGCCUACUCGCUCGACCUCGCCACGCCCGCUGACUCGCCUCCGAACCACAACAUCACCAACCCCGCGCUCAAAGGCCACCUCCGCCAGACCCACAUCCGCGCCCGCGUAUCGGCCUCCCCAUACCCCCGCGACGCGGAGAGCGUGCACUCCUCCUCCAGCGAGACCGAAGACAUCUCCAUGUAUCUUGCCUCCGGCCCCGAAUACCACACAAUGUACGCCGGCCCCCCGCAGGCGAUGAUGCCGACGCCAAUGGAGGCCAUGCACCCAUCGGGCGCAUAUGCCCGCAUGACUCUCAGUCCCGACCACGCCCUGGAGAAGCUCGCGGCCAACGUGCGUGCCGCGACGACGACGAGUGCCUCGGACAGGGCAAAGCAGAUUUUCGUGCAGGCAUGGUUGACCGCCAACUAUUCUCCGUACCCAGACGGGAAUGUGCCGCGUCAAGGGCUCUACUUCUCGUACCGACGGGUGUGCGACCAGUACGGAAUCCCACACAUCAACACGGCUACGCUAGGGAAGGCGAUCCGGCUCUGCUUCCCCACUAUCAAGACUCGCCGGCUUGGAGUGCGAGGAAAUAGCAAGUACCACUAUUGCGGGAUUCGCCCUGCUACGUCCGCCGAGGCCGAGUUUCUCCAGGACUACAUCCGCAAGUCCAACAACAACGCCGCACAGCAGGCCGUCAAUGCCGCCCGCAUGUCCAGCGAGGGCGGCGAGGGCCUCGGCCGGGGCGGCUCCGAUGAGGACGACGAGGACGAGUCUGAGGGCCCCGCCUCUGCCAACGCCUCCAAACGCAACUCGCUCAAUCUGUCCGGUGGCGGCGCGAAGGCACCCGCCAUCUUUGCGGAUGAGAAGACUCCCACCGCAGCCACCCUGCUCUCCCAGGCCCAGGCCACGCAGCGGCCCGCUAGCGGCUUCCCCGUCCAGGCGCCCAUCCGCAGGCACACAGGCCAGGAGGGCCUCCAGGUUUCGCAGCCGUCCCCGUCAGGGAGUGUGCCGCCAGCGAUGCCGAUGCUGAGCGGCUCCGCGACGUCGUCCGUGCGCCAGAUCGCCAACUUCCCGAGCAUCGACGAGGCCGUCGGUGCCAACUCGACUACACCCCAGAGCGUUGCGGCCCGCGAGGUGUGGAACUGGUUCCAGGACCACCUCGACGCGCUUCUCGACUCCGUGCGCAGUUUCCGAUUCGACCAGUUCGAGAUGCACCUCCGCUCGUUCUGGUCGACGCUCACUGGCGCGCACCGUGAGGUUGUCCACGCUCCGGCCGUCGCAGGCCUGAUGGCGAAGGCGGAUGCGAUCGUUUACGACGAAAUUCUUGAGAUGCUGCGUGCCCAGAUGCUCUCACCGAUCGCUCCGGCCUCCCUUUCCGGCCUCCGACAGCUGGCUGACAAGAUGGAGAAGAUCCUCCUGGUGGCGCUCGAUUCGUACGGCAACACGUUUGUGGAGCCCAAGGUCGAGCUUGGCGCACGCUUCGGGCACCUUGUUUUGCGGUUCCUUGACAUCUACCAGGUGACCCAGGCGUUAAACACGGUCCUCACGAACCAAAAGCAGCUCUUGGAGAUGCGGAGAUCAUGGCAGAAGAUUGACUUCGAGUCGGUGCGCAACCAGUCCGCGCUGGUGUGCAACUGUAGGCACGAGGACCUCGUUCAGCUAUUGGAGGGCGAGUUCGUCGCCCUCCUCGAGAGCCUCGGCAAGAGCCAAGACCCGGUCAGGGACGUCAUGGCCUGGGCGGACAAGUGCUGCGAGCGCCUCAUGGGUGCCCGUGGCAGCGAGGAUCGGUCGACGAUGAGCUCCCGAAGUGUGUUGAUCCGUUGGGGUUACGUGACGAGUCAGGUUAUGCGGGAUCUGACCAUUCGGAGUGAUCCUGCUUUUGGCGCGUUCCAGAUCCUCAAGCUGUUCUUGGAUGACUGGAUUGCGCUCAACGUCCUCAGGAACGUCGCGCUUUCGACAAAUUCGGUCGCGGCCUCGGUCGAGCCCGUCAUGCAGCAACAAUUCUUCUCGCUGUCACCGAUGCCGGGCCAGGAGAGCUUCCACAACACCACUACCUCGAUGGCGCACACACCGACCACCACGAGCAUGCUCGCCGCACUGCAGGCCGACUCCUUCUCGUCCGGCACCCUUGACCCGUCCGCGACCACGUUCGGCGCCGACGCGUUCGGUUCGCUCACCUACCUCGACGGCUCGUCGUCGCAGGACGACCUGCCCGUCCACGCCUCGGGUAUGUCUUUCGCCGACUACGGUUCGGGCACGUUCGACGUCCCCUUCACACCCCAAGACCUCGGCAUCAGUGCGUCUGGCACGCCGCCAUCCGCGAGCAGUGAACCGGAGAACGAGGCGACCGACUCUGUCAAGUCGGAAUCAUGA